Messenger RNA from Clunio marinus, 2124 nucleotides. NCBI's taxonomy places the organism in Eukaryota, Metazoa, Arthropoda, Insecta, Diptera, Chironomidae. The record is from the annotation of a GenBank genome assembly.
GUUAACAAUUUGAUUUGAAAAGUUUAUAAUAAGCCAAAAACGACCUUAAAUGACUGCAUUGUAAGGUUUCAUUUAGCAUUCUUUAUUACCGAGGAGACAAAUUCUUUAAGAAUUUUAGUAUUCACAAAGCACCCUGUAAUGUUGAUAAAAAUUUCAACUAUGUUGAGUCAAGUAACUUAUGAAGAGAAUCUCAAUUCAAAUCCAUUUUUCACUAAACUUAUGGAAAGUCAUAAUGCAUUAGUGAAUGAAGUUGGAUCAUCAAAUUGGACAAUUUUAAUACCCAGAAGGGCACAGAUAACAGAUGAAUGUUUAAAGAGUAAUGAGUUUCUGUUAUCUCACGUACUUCUUCCAUCAGAAGAUCUUCCAAGGACACAUUUCACCAAUCUUCUAGGAAUGGAUGUGACAAUAAUCGAUAACUUUGUAAGAAUCAAAGAGAAAGAUCAAACAAUAUCCAGUUUGAUACUUUUUGAAGAGAUUUUCUAUACAAAAGAAUUGCAGAAGUUUAAAAUUCUUUGUAUAAACAUUCCUUUGUGCUUAAAAUUCAUUCAAAAUGUCUCCAAUUCUAAAGAAUUAGUCAAGAAUCUCUCAGAAGCAAUCGAACUUUUACAACAAAAUACGAGUGCAAAAAAUGAAAAAAGAAAAAUCGACAAUGCAAUAUCAAAUUUCACACUUCGAAUUCAAAAGGCUUCGGAUUAUGUGAAACUUACGGCAAAUAUUAAGUUAUUAUAUGAUUAUUGUGUUAAUCUCAUGACAAACAAAAGAAACAAGAAUUUCGAUCCGUACACAGCAAUGAAUCUGAAGAUUGCACUUGAAUAUUAUCUAAUGGAUUGUGUUUAUAACAAAAUCUUUGAUGCCAUUUCCAUUCAUUAUAGCGAAGAAAGUCAAAAGUUCAAUAAAAUAUUAAGGAAACUUAACGAAAUUUCGAUCGAAGACUUAAGGAACAUCAAAGAGCCGUCAUCAAAAAUAAAUGAAAACUUGAAUAUCAUGAAGAUUGAAUUGUUAAAAAUUGAUUCAUGCAAGACGUCAGUUGACAAACUUCAUUGCUUUAAAAAUGUAAUGGACGCUGUUUCGUUGUGUAGUAACAGCAAAUUGUUGACAACUGAUGAGAUGCUUCCUAUACUUGUUUAUGCAAUUGUAAAAACAAAAUACUUUCAUUGGAUUCCCACGCUUAUAUUUAUCAAGGAAUUUAAUUUAUCUCAAAUUCUUGGAGCAGAAAAUCAAUCAGCUGGUUCGAUGAUCUUUUAUGUUCUCACGACACUUGAAGCAGUCAUUUACUUCUUACAAACAAAUGAACAACUUUACAUCACACAAAAUCAAUUUGUUACUUCUAAGAAAAUAGAUGAGAUUCAAUCACAAGACGAUUAUGUUCAAUAUUUAUUUCAAUAUGUGAAGGAAAAUAAUGAAAUUCAAUUGACACAAUUGAUGAAAGUGAGUUUUGAGUCAUUCCAAUCAAGGAGAGAGGGAACGACGGCAACUGAUCAUUCUUCAUGUCAUCCACUUUGUUCAUGUUCAGAAUGCAAACAUAUUAACAAAGAUGAACAUUCAAAUGUCAACAUAAAAUCUCAAAAUGGACUCACAAUGCUCCACAUUGCUGCGGCUUAUAAUGUUCCAAAAAUGACCACACUUUUGAUCAAUCUUAAUGCAGAUGUAAACUCAGCGAAUUUGAACUUGUGGACACCAAUUCAUUAUGCAGCAUAUUAUGGACACCAGAAAGUAUUGUUUCUCCUUCUACAUGGCAAAUCAAACAUUAAUGAAAUGACAAAAGACCAACAAACACCUUUGAUUUUAGCUGCUUUAAAUGGUCACGACUGCUGUGUCAAAGCUUUGCUUUAUUUCUCCGAUCACACAAAUCUACCUCUUAAUUUAAAUGCACAAGAUUAUGAAGGGAACACAGCUCUUCACUAUGCCAGUCAAUUAGGAUUUGACGCUAUCGUUGAUGGCUUGCUGGAAUAUAAAGCCAAAUCAACUGUUAAGAAUCACAUUGGAAAGACUCCAAGUGAUUAUGCUUUUAAUUCAAUCAUUAAAAAUAAGCUCGAAUCAGCUGCUAAAUAUCAAGUUGAUGAACAAGAUUUUGUAUUUAUAAGUAAUGAAGAUCUUGCUGAUAAUAUUGAAUUUAUAACUUAA